Cladocopium goreaui is the source of this 3489-nucleotide messenger RNA. The record is from the annotation of a GenBank genome assembly. NCBI's taxonomy places the organism in Eukaryota, Dinophyceae, Suessiales, Symbiodiniaceae.
GCCGUCCAGCUUCAGAUAGCAAGCAUGACGGCCGUUCGAUUCCUUGUUUUCUUCCUAGAAGUCCCAUUUGCAGCAGGUGAAUCUCUGUUGCAACCCCUGGCGGUGGAGCAACCAGAUGCCAGCAUGUUUCCCUUGCCCCAACAAGCUCGCCAUCUACCACCCUUUGGCACAGAGGUCCAAGGGGCCAAGGCCACCAACAAGUUCUGGGCCAAUUGGGUGGUGGAAGAAGGGCGAGAACUGUCCAUUCAUCCCAUGCCCUACGUGCUGCGCUACGAAUCUUCCACUGGGGCACCAAACAUGAAGGUCUCCCGCGCCAGCAGUGACGCACGAGUGGUGCAGUAUGGUGAUUCUGAGACCAAUGGUGCCGACAAGAUCAGAUAUUACUUCUCACCCUUCGUGAGUGAGUUUGGCUUGUCAGCAGUGGAGUCAGCCAGCCAAGAAGGGCAAAUCAUUGUCAAAGAGGGCUUGUUCGGAGUUCAUGCGGAGGUUCGUGGACCCAGCGGGACUCAACGCAGAAUCCUCUUCCCCAUCUACAGCGGCAUGACUUAUGUCUCGGGAUUCUACACAGGUUUCACUCCGAAAAUUUCCUCCGACCGAGCUUUGCUUGUGAUUGAGCGUGUGAGCAAUGGAAUUUGGAGGCUCCUCAACAACGGAGGAAAAGAAUUCCGUGUCUAUGCCAUCGAUGCCCUUGGCGCCUUUGCCGAUGCCUCCUUCGAUUUUCACCCCGAUGGCCGGAUGACCAAGGCCUUUGAGGGCUGGAUUCGCUUGGCUGAGGUUCAGGCGCCAGAAGAUCGGGAGAUUCUGGACUUCCAUGCGGCAGCAGUUCUGGUGGAUUGGCAACUGGAGGUUGAACAAGACGGCAUCAUCAAGUACAGUUUCACGAAACAGGCAGCUGUUCCCAAGCAAGUCUUACACUUUGCCUAUGCCCACCACCAGAAGCUCUUGGCGGGCAAUGCGCAGGUGGUGACAGAACUCACCCCAUUGGCUCCGCCGACCAAAGGGCUGAUGAAGGGCAUUGCAGGUGACAUGUGGCAGUUGCAGGUCAACGUUUCUGAAGCGCGAUCCUUGGGUUUCUUACCAGCCAGCGAGCCAGAUGCAAGCAAAGCGGAGGACUUGAAAGAGAAGGCCUAUGGGACUUUGCAAUUCUUCUUGCACUCCGAUCAGUGGCGGCAAGCCAUGUUCAAGGGCAGCUACUACUUCAGUGGCAAAGGAUUUCAGAAGGUGGCCUACACCUGCCUCAUGUUGGAGAAGUAUUACGGAAGGGAGCACAGCCAUACCCAGUCCUGUGCAAAUUUGUUGCUCAGGGGCUUCCAAUGUCUCUACGCCCCGGGGCCGGCGCCGGAGUGCAACGGUGCCCCCAUCGGCCUCUACUACGACUCAGCCUGGCAUGGCGUGGCCAGCCGCGAAGGCUUCACGGACACCGGUUGCAGGACGGCGGACUUUGGCAAUGCGUGCUACAACGAUCAUCACUACCAUUUCAGUUACUUCGUGGUGUCCGCUGCAGUUUUGGUGAAGUUGAAGCCCGAGUUCGCCCAAAACACCCCGUUCGUUUCCUUUGUGGAUACCUUGAUCCGCGAUACCGCCAAUCCCAGCGUGCAGGACAGCCACUUCCCGCAGUUCCGUUCCUUCGACUGGUUCGAUCUUCACAGCUGGAGUCGUGGAGUGAUCCCAUCGGCCGAUGGCAAAGAUCAAGAGUCGACCUCUGAAGAACUGAACCUCUUGUAUGGCAUUCACUUGUGGGGCAUGGUGUUGCAGAGGGAGCCCUUGCAGGAACUGGGAAGCACCAUGCUGACCCUGUGCGCUCUGACAAUUCGGGAGUUUUUCCUGAUGACAGAUGACAACCCACACCAUCCAGAGGACUUUGUGACAAACCACGUGACAGGCAUCUUCUUCCAGAACAAGGUGGAUUACGCCACGUGGUUCGGCUGGCGAUACGACUUCAUCCAUGGCAUCCAGAUGCUUCCUGUUAGUCCCGCCCUGUUGAUGAUCAGGACCCCCGAGUUCUGCCGCCAGGAGUGGGACAACGUUCUGUCGCGGCUGCCUCUGAGUCCAACGGAUCCCUGGACGUCGUUGUUGGUCACUGGCACCCUGUCCAUCAUUGAGCCGCAAGAAGCUUACAGCAGGUUGAGUGCCAUGUUACCGGAGCACAUGGACGACGGCCUCACCUGGGCCUGGGCCCUUUAUUGGACCGCCUCCCUGGAGGCCGCCAAUGGUGGUACCGGGCCGAGUCCCAGCACCAGCCUGGCGUCCAGCACCGGGUCCACCGAAGCGCCUGAGGAGAACCUGGCCCUGUACCGCCUGGCCGUUGCGUCCUCCGAUCUCUCCGCCGACUUCGCCGCGGCGCGGGCCGUGGACGGGCUCUUCGUGACCCGCUGGAGCCCAGUCAGCACGGAGCAGAACCCGUGGAUCUCGGUGGACCUGGGAGAGGUACACGCCUUGAGCCAUGUGGUGCUGUUGUGGGGGGAAUUUUAUCCCACAAGUUAUGUGUUGCAGGGCGCCACGGAAGCUGAUGCUUGGAGCAACUUGGCCGUGGUCGCGGGCUCUUCCGAGUUGUUGCGUUCCGACUUGCCGCGGCCCAGCUUUGCACGAUGGGUGCGGGUGGUGAUCCAGGGAAGUGGCGAUCUGCGGCUUUGGGAGUUUCAGGUGUUCGAAGACACCGAGACACCUGUCACCAGCGCAAGCACCACAGCGAGCACCACAUCGACCUCCACCGUGGCGACUGUCGCGACCACCGAGGUUGGCACGACCUUGUCUGGUGUGGUCACCACCCAGCCUGAAACGACAGUGGUGACAAGCACAGUUGGUCCAUCCACAACUCCGUUCUAUGGACCUAAUCUUGCGUUCCAAAAGCCGGUGCUGUCGUCGUCCUUCCGAUCUGCCACAGAACAUGCCUACAAGGCCGUGGAUGGGGACGUGGAAUCUCAAUGGGCUUCAGUGUCUUUGAACGAUCAAUGGCUGUGGGUGGACCUUCUGGGACUCUAUGCAGUGAAUCGCGUGGUGCUGCUCUUUGGUGAUGUGCCACAGCAAUUUGUCCUUCAGAGUGCUCCGGAUGGGAUCAAGUGGAGUGAUCUGGCCACGGUGAACGGAGCCAGUGGCUUCGUGAGCACCGAAUUUCAGCCGGCCGUCUUGACGCAGUGGCUGAGGGUGGUUUGCCAAACAUCCUGCAGCAUUCGCGAGCUCACCAUCCAUGGUGACGUGCCUGGCGCAACGACGGCAACGACGGCCACCACCAGCAGCCCUCUGACGACCACCGCGGCCGUGUCGACCACGCAAGAGGUGACAGGAACUUCCACCGAAGGCACCACGAGCACAACUGGACCUGUGAACCGAGUGAACCUGGCCGAGCUGAAACCCGUCUUGGCUUCCAGCCAGCGCCUGGCCACGGAGCACGUGAGUCGCAUGGUCGACGCCUCGCUGUCGACGCAGUGGGCCUCGGCCACGGGAGAUGUGGCGCCCUGGGCCUGGGUGGACCUCUUGGGUGUCUACAAC